AUGUCUGACGAUAAUUCCAAGUCAGCAUCCAUCCCAGCCUGGCAGAAGGCCAAAACCGAUGAGUCGCCAUCGCCGAGCUCCGACGAUGCGCCCGCAACUACAACACCAACACCCCGACAAACCCUCUUAGACCAAGCAUCCAAAUUCCUAGAGGACGAAUCAAUUCGGGAUGCCCCCGAGGAUCGCAAGAUUGCAUUCCUCGAGUCAAAAGGUCUCAACACAGAAGAUAUUCAACAAGUGCUCGGCGUCCCCCGAAACGCGGAGGCGAGCUCAACCGCAUCCGCAACUCCAACCGAAGCCAAACCUGAGCCUGAGCCUACUCCAGUCCAAGAGAGCACUCCUCCAGUGACCGCUUCACCAGUAACCAAUACACCGCCACAGCAACGCUCUGCGCCCACACCAGCGCCCAGCGCACGCGAUGUUCCCCCAAUAAUCACCUACCCGGAGUUCCUCUUCGAGCAAUCCAAGCCGCCACCUCUAGUCACGAUGCAGAACCUUAUGUACACACUCUAUGGCGCAGUUGGUCUCGGGGCGAGUCUGUACGGAGCCAGCGAAUAUAUCGUGAAACCCAUGCUAGCAAGCCUGACGAGCGCCCGGCACGAGUUAGCCAGCACAGCACAGGAUAAUCUCCAAAAGCUGAACAACAAGCUUGAACAGACAGUUUCUGUAGUUCCGCCGCAGCUCACAGCGCGCAAGCCAUACGAGUCCGAUACGGACUCCGUCACGUCAGAUCCAACGGAGCUCUUUCAUCGGGAUAUGGCGACGCAGACUAGCCCCGAGCAUACUUUGCCGGCUGGUGUGGUGAACUCGGCCGAUGUAGUUACGCCGACUACAAAGGUCGAUGAACAUGUCAGUCGCUUUGAGUCGAUUACCUCCCAGUUGCGUGGGAUUGUCGACUCUGAGAAGGAUGCCAGUGCGUUGGAUGAUACUAUGCGCACUGGAUUGACGGAGUUGCACCAUUACUGUGAUACCUUGAUCUAUAGUGCGCCGGCCUACUCUGCUGGGUCGACUUAUGGAGUGUGGAACUCGAAUACUGGGGCCAAUGACAAUUCUGGAUUACGGAAGGGGGAGGAUGAGGCAAUUGCUGGAUUCCGUGCGGACAUCAGAGGUGUCAAGGGUGCGUUACUGAGCGCUCGGAAUUUCCCUACUAGCCGGGGAGGAAGAAUUGGCGGACUCCCAGUUGGGAGACGGUGA
Penicillium olsonii is the source of this 1194-nucleotide messenger RNA. The record is from the annotation of a GenBank genome assembly. Lineage: Eukaryota; Fungi; Ascomycota; Eurotiomycetes; Eurotiales; Aspergillaceae.